Fundulus heteroclitus (mummichog) is the source of this 3158-nucleotide messenger RNA. RefSeq names its product smoothelin-like protein 2. Gene Ontology annotation, molecular function: protein binding. Gene Ontology annotation, cellular component: microtubule organizing center; filamentous actin. The record is from RefSeq and is a predicted model, not a curated record. Lineage: Eukaryota; Metazoa; Chordata; Actinopteri; Cyprinodontiformes; Fundulidae. Bases 349 to 2136 code for a protein of 595 amino acids. Gene Ontology annotation, biological process: actin cytoskeleton organization. The transcript is spliced from 13 exons.
GCGUCCUGCAGUGGGAGAAACAGGAAGGUUCUGCUGCUUCAUCUGGACCCUGUGGAGAGGUCGGUUUGAUCGCAUGCAUUUAGAAACUGAUCCGUUUUCCGACAGCUCAUUCUGUGACGCCCUCCCUGGCUUAUAAAUAACAAACGCUCUCACCUCCCCUCAGAGCAGCAGGGGGGGCGGGGGAGUCCGGGCUGACACCAGCUCUCCAUGGAGCUCAGUGGGACCUCUUCAGGCUUCUGCUAGUCAUCCUGCGAAAGCAGCCGAUCGCUUCCAGUGAGCUGUUAGAACCAGAGCUUCAUUAAAGGGUCUGACCCGGAGACGAAGGGCGAGGAAGAGGAGGCGAGGGCCAUGGGUGACCCUGAGGCCACGGUGAGCCAGGCGCUGGUGGAGUUCAGGGCCACGCUGGAAGCCGCGGUGCGGGAGGUCCACGUUGACGUGAGCGCCUUCAAGCAGCGCAUGGAGCAGCGCGUGGACGAGCUGCGGCUGUCCCAGCGGCCCCUGAGCAAGGCAGUGACCCGGCUGCAGGAGGAGAACCAGCAGCUGAGGGCCAAGCUGGCCGCCCUGGGCCACCUGGUGGAGGGCCUGGUGGGCGCGAGGAGGAGGAACGAGGAGGACGGCCACCAGGAGACGGGGCUUCCUAACUGUGCUCCUGCCCCCGGAGACGCCUCCGGGUCGGCUGCCGCUCCGUGGAGACUGAAGAGACACGCAGAGACUAACGGCACCAGCGCAAAAGACGGAAAAAAUAACUCUGAGGAAGCGCCGGCCGCCCCGGAGAGCCCCAAACAAGAAGGAAUCUCAGCGGAAAGCUGUGAUGAAUCCACCCCCCACUCCCACUGGACUCUGUCCUCCGCCACGGAGACCCUCAGCUCCCCUGACCAGGAAGAAUCCGCUCCGUUGACCAAACCCCACCUUCCUCUCUCUGCCGUGACAAAAUCCAGCGCAGACGGCGGUGGAGGCGCGUCGCCGCCGGCGUCUGUGUCCAGAAGCAGCCGGGCGGCGGUGGAGGCGUCUGUGGAAGGCGCUGCUGACGAGCCACAGCCCCAUCUGCCCGUCACCGCCAUGACCACCAAGCCCGGCCUGGAGGGCGUCAUGGCUGCCAGGCCCGCCUUUUCCCCGGCGUCGGGCCGGAAGGCCGACCAGCCGCUCACCGGAGCAGCGCCUGGAGCCAAGGAGCCCGGCUCCCAGGACGGGUCUGACUCCCGGCCUUCGUCCCACCUCCCCGUCGCCGCUGCCACCAGAACCGGCUCGGAUGUCCCCGCGGCGUCCAGACCCGACCCGACUCCGGCUCCCCGCCCGAAUCCUCCGGUGCCAGAAUCAGCGGCGGCGAAGCAGAGCGAGCCUCCGGUCCGACGCGACCCGACUGAACCCAAAUCCCACCUGCCUCUGCCGGCCGUGACCAAGCCGAACGCAGAACCGGCCGGUUCCGCUCAGUCCCAGUCUCUGUCGGCGUCUCUGGACCUGACGGUGAAACCGGGCGACUAUCCCUUUAAGCGAGCGCCGGUUCUGAAGACACCCAGUCCCAGUUUGAAGAGGAGCGUGAGUUUUCCUCAACCCGCAGAAAAGCUGCUCCCCUCCAAAUCCUUCAUAAAAUCCGGACUCUCACCCAAACUGGACAGCAGACCCGGCAGGCCUGGCGGCGCCGACUUUAAGCCAGAAGCCAUGAAGUCCCAGACGCUGCCGCGCUCCAACGGCGCCCAGGCCAAGCGGGCGCUCUUCGAGAGGAUGAACUCAGAACCCAUGAAGCCGAAGGAAGCGAAGCCCAAACUGAAGCGCUCCCAGAGCUUCGGCGUGUCCAGCGCCAGCGGCAUCAAGCAGAUCCUUCUGGAGUGGUGUCGCUCCAAAACCAUCGGCUACAAGAACAUCGACAUCCAGAACUUCUCGUCCAGCUGGAGCGACGGCAUGGCCUUCUGCGCGCUGGUCCACUCCUUCUUCCCGCUGGAGUUCGAUUACAACGCUCUGAGCGCGGCGAGCCGCAGACAGAACCUGGAGCUGGCCUUCACCACCGCCGAGCAGCAGGCCGACUGUCUGCGGCUGAUCGAGGUGGACGACAUGCUGGACAUGGGGGACAAACCGGACCCCAUGUGUGUCUUCACUUACGUCCAGUCGCUCUACAACCACCUGAAGAAGUUUGAGUAGCUCCGCGUCAGAGGCGUCCACACGCAGGUUUCCCACUGAGUGAGUGUUUUUACGCGUGUAGAAGAUAGACGAGAGGCCCCCAGGAGCCAGACCGCACCAAGAUGGAGUCCCUUCGCCGUUAGCUGCUGCUGCGGGACGCCGGCCGCAGCCACGCCUGCUUCAGCUGUUCAGAGAGGAAGCGCCGGCCGUCGUCUCCUGAUGCGGAUCACCAGGAGGUGUGGAGCAGAUCUGAUGGAGUGAAAAUGUUUAAUUAACGGAGGAGGAAGUGGGCGGGGCUGCUGAUUAAUGAUGUAAUCAGUCCUGAUUGGAUGCCUUUCACCAAUUAACUGGUUACUACCUGCUCAGGAGGAUGAGUUUUACUGUUUCACAGGCGGGGAAAUAAAAUAAAGAGUUUAUUCCCUUUUCUGUUAUCCAAACGUUUUCCUUCCGUAUAACUUUCCUACUUUGGGUGUUUUUCAUCUUUCUUAUAUCCUUCCUUCCUUCCUUGUCUCCUUUCAUAGCUCCUAUCUUGUUCUCUAUUCCUUCCUAUUUACCUCCUUUAUUUGUUCUUCCUCAUGUCCUGAAUCGUUCCCUUCUUUCCUUCUGUCUUCUCUCCAUUCCUUUGUUUUAUUCCUUGUCUCCCCCAUUACUUCCUUCAUUUCCUCUUUUUGUUCUUCCUUAUAUCCUCUCUUAGUUCCUACCUCAUGUUCUCAAUCCCUUCCUUCUUUUUCCUCUUCUCUCUUCUCCUCUAUUGUUCCUUUCUUUGUCCUUCCUCUGUGUCCUUGCUUCCUCGGAUCUUCCCUUCAGCUCUUUCCAGCAUCCACACAUAAACCCUGCCUGCUGUAGAGAGAAAAGCCAAAAGUUCACACUGAAGUUUAUUAUUUUAUAUUUUGAAAUGAAGGCGAAGGACUGGGAACUCUGGAAAAGUCUGGAACUUUUACAUGGAAAUGUGUAGAAACCCUGAGUCACGUUAGAUUUUAAUCACAUUAAGGUCCAUGUUAUUUGCAAUGAACACAUAUAAAAUUAAAAAUCAUGAAAUCAAA